This is a messenger RNA of Setaria italica (foxtail millet), 759 nucleotides long. RefSeq names its product H/ACA ribonucleoprotein complex subunit 2-like protein. The transcript is spliced from 4 exons. NCBI's taxonomy places the organism in Eukaryota, Viridiplantae, Streptophyta, Magnoliopsida, Poales, Poaceae. The record is from RefSeq and is a predicted model, not a curated record. Gene Ontology annotation, biological process: rRNA pseudouridine synthesis; snRNA pseudouridine synthesis. Gene Ontology annotation, cellular component: nucleolus; box H/ACA snoRNP complex. Gene Ontology annotation, molecular function: box H/ACA snoRNA binding. Bases 101 to 553 code for a protein of 150 amino acids.
CAAAACCCUCCCCAAAACCCUAGCCGCCGUUCCAACCAAAGCCCGCGAACUCCCAGCUCAGCGGCGGCGCCGGCGGCGAGGAGGGAAUUGCAGUCUUGCGAUGGGGAGCGACACGGAGGCGGAGAAGAAGAGGGCUCCGGUGGCCCUGGCCCCCAUCGCGAAGCCGCUUGCGGGCAAGAAGCUCUGCAAGCGGACCCUCAAGCUCGUCCGCCGAGCCUCUGAGGCCAAAUGCUUGAAGCGAGGAGUCAAGGAGGUUGUCAAGAGUAUUCGCCGGGGGAACAAGGGAUUGUGCGUGAUUGCUGGCAACAUUUCUCCCAUCGAUGUAAUAACUCAUGUUCCGAUACUCUGUGAAGAAGCCAGUAUUCCAUACGUAUAUGUUCCCUCAAAAGAGGAUCUGGCGACCGCCGGCACCACCAAGAGACCUACCUGUUGCGUGCUGGUGAUGACCAAGCCAGCCAAGGGGGAGCUGGAGGGCGAGGUCAAGGAGAAGCUCAAGACGGACUACGACCAGGUCACGUCUGAGGUCGCGGAGGUCACGUCGGCCAUGUUCUAAGCAAACCCACGGGGCCAACAGAAGCGCCGGCGUCUUUUCACCGUGACUUGGCCCUGUCUGUAACUUUGUACAAUGCCAGUGUGACCUAUCAGAUUAUCACUCGCCUCGCUGGACGAACCGGUUACAUAUGUGCCUCUUUUUUAUGAACUUGCUGAGUAAACCACCAUUUUGGGAGGAAAAUGCCAGAUCCUAGCAUACUAGCAGCA